AUGCCCAACCUGGACGAGGACCCAGAACCGAAACUCAGCAGGCGGUGCUGGGGCUGGCCGUUAUGGCUAUCGGAAAGAAAUGUGACAAUCGUCCUUUACAACGUUCCAAUCUUUUUCGUCGGCAUCUGGCUCUGGUCGUUUCCCACCGACAUAAGAUGCUCCCAUUUGCGAUUGCAGGUCUUGGUCAACUCCAUCAUCACCGUAACCCUGUGCGUCUGGUGGCCGGCCGGCAUUGAUGUCUACUACGGCAUCCCACGACCAGAACCCACCACGUAUGAAAGGCGUCGGGAUUUCGCCGUUUUCCUCUUUGCCUUGGUGGUGGCAGCUGGCAUGGGCUGGGGCAUGCAGCCAAAGUGUGGCUAUGAGCAACAUGCUGAGCUUGGUAAUGGCAUUUUUCUGAUGUAA
Endocarpon pusillum Z07020 is the source of this 405-nucleotide messenger RNA. RefSeq lists its product as uncharacterized. Bases 1 to 405 code for a protein of 134 amino acids. NCBI's taxonomy places the organism in Eukaryota, Fungi, Ascomycota, Eurotiomycetes, Verrucariales, Verrucariaceae. The record is from RefSeq and is a predicted model, not a curated record. The transcript has 2 exons.